AUGGAGACGAAGAUCAUCAAAGUGUCCCCCAGCAAGGACUCUCCCCUCGGCAAAUUCGAAGCCUCCCUGCCCUCACCACCGUCUUCACCACCUACAUCAUCCUCCACCUCCUCCUCAUCAUCACCACCCCCCUCAAAGCUUGAAGAAUGGCACAUCCUCCCCUCCUCCACAGACGCCAUCGCCGCCCUCGAGUCCGCGGCGCACUACCUCCGAACCAGCAACACCCCCAUCGCCUUCCCGACAGAAACCGUCUACGGUCUCGGCGCGGACGCCACUCGCAGCGCCGCCGUCAAGGGCAUCUACGCCGCCAAGGGGAGGCCGUCGGACAACCCGCUCAUCGUGCACGUUUCGGAUCUGCGCAUGCUGCGCGAGCUGCUGGGCAAAGAUAAGGAUGACCGGGAUGCCAUUCCAAGCAGAUACAGGGCGCUGAUAGAGCGCUUUUGGCCGGGCCCGUUGACGAUCCUGUUGCCUAAUCCGCAGCCUUCGAAGUUGGCGCCGGAGGUGACGGCGGGGUUGGAGACGUUUGGGGCGAGGAUGCCGUCGUCGCCGCUGGCUUUGAGCCUGAUCAAGCUGGCUGGCGUGCCUCUCGCGGCUCCUUCGGCAAAUGCUUCGACCAAGCCAUCACCCACAGCGGCGCAGCACGUCAAGGAUGACCUGGAUGGGCGGAUCGAAUUCAUUCUCGACGGGGGCCCCUGUCAGGUCGGCGUCGAAAGCACCGUCGUGGAUGGCCUUUGCGAUCCGCCGGUGGUGCUCCGGCCGGGAGGCAUCAGCAUGGACGAGCUCCGGAGCUGUCCCGGCUGGGAAAACGUGGCCAAGGCGUACAAGGACCACAGCGAGCUGGGAAAGGCGGCGCCGAGGGCCCCCGGGAUGAAGUACAAGCACUACAGCCCCAAGGCGAGGGUUGUGCUCUACGAGUCUACCUACAAGGAUGGCUCUGAAGGGGUUCUGCCGUCGGAUGUUGAGGCUACGGGUGGUACGGGAUACGGCAGCACGGAGAAGACCAACGGCCGUCCACCACGGAGGAUAGGCGUGAUCCGGACGCAGCGAUGGAAGUCGGCAGCAGGGCUUGACUGCGGUGAUCUACAGCGGGCUCCCGUUGAUCAGGAGGCUCAUGACGACGAGUACCUGAAUCCCGCAUAUCAGGUGUUCAAAGGCCAUCUCAAGAAUAACCAGGGCGAUGUCGUCGGUGAGCUAUUCGACAUCGACCUCGGACACGACACGAAGAGGAUAGCCCAGGGACUGUUCUCGGCACUGCGAGAGUUGGAUCGCCGAAACAUAGACACGAUUUUUGUAGAUGGUAUAGACGAUGAGCUGGACAUUGCCGCUGCCGUCAUGAAUCGCCUUCGCAAGGCGGCCUCGGAGAUACGCUCAUGA
Molecule: messenger RNA, 1374 nt
Organism: Trichoderma citrinoviride
Lineage: Eukaryota; Fungi; Ascomycota; Sordariomycetes; Hypocreales; Hypocreaceae
Product: translation factor
Exons: 1
Coding region: 1-1374 (457 amino acids)
Biological process (GO): regulation of translational fidelity
Cellular component (GO): cytoplasm
Molecular function (GO): nucleotidyltransferase activity; double-stranded RNA binding; tRNA binding
Source: RefSeq, a predicted model, not a curated record